Salvelinus fontinalis (brook trout) is the source of this 3442-nucleotide messenger RNA. Its product is annotated as paralemmin-1-like. Lineage: Eukaryota; Metazoa; Chordata; Actinopteri; Salmoniformes; Salmonidae. The coding region runs from base 267 to 1610 and encodes 447 amino acids. The transcript is spliced from 8 exons. The record is from RefSeq and is a predicted model, not a curated record.
GCGCCGAAGUGUUCCUUAUGGAGUGGGCUACUCUAGCCUCCUAUUACGUCUCGCUGAACUUUGUGGUCACUCCCACAAACGAAUUCGUGUUUUCUUACUAACUUCCCAGCAGUUUUCAUACCAAACGUUACACAUCGUAGAAGUGGAAAAUACAAUCAAAUCUGAUUGAAGAGUUCAGAACUUUUUCAAUCUGAGUCCUUGAACCAUAUCUUUCUGUGCGCUUGUUCUACAUUCCAACUGCGAGUGAAAGUUACGCAAGACCCAACAUGGACGAGGCAGAGAAGUACCAGCAGAGAGUGCAGGCUAUAGAGGACAAGCGGCGUAAGCAGCAGGAUGACGAGAAAGCAAAGAGGGAGAUGGAGGAGGAGUGGCUGACGCAGGCCCAGCGCAAGCGGAAGUCCUUGAGGGACCAGUGGCUGAGCGAGAACCCUCAGCCUGUCCCUGGGCGCAGCGCUGAGAACCACACAGAGGAGUUGCCAACUGAAGAGGAUAUAGUGGAGGUCAUUGAAUCCACAAGCUACACAGUCACCAAUGCCCAGAACCACAGCCAGGCUGACAUUGAAGAGGGUGGGAUACAAGACAUCAUCAGAGCUGCUGGGGGUCAGCUCCCUGGGCCAGUAAUGGAGAGGGUUCUCCAUGAGAAUGGACUGGAAGGUCGAUCAGUGCUGGGGAUGGUUGCAGUGCAGGUGGAGAGGGAUUCAAAGACAGGGGUCACCAAGAUCAGGUCUGUGGUGCCCGUGUCUGGAGCACCCAGGGCCUUGGGGGAGACGGUGUUCAAUGACAGCAGGAAGAGCGUCCACCACGUCGGCGGGGCAGAGGGGCAGCCUUCUGCUGAGGAGCUGGGACAGCUCCUUAGUGUCAUCAACAAUGUCGGGAUGCAAGUGCUGCUGGAUGAGAUCCCAGUUGUACCACAAAAGAAGGCAGAGGAGAAGAUAGAGGUUGGUGGUGGGAUGGAAGAGGAGGUGGACAAUGUGGAGGACCCUGCCACACCUACAACCCUGGGCUACACUGAGGAAGAGGUUGAGGUUGUGGGGCAUGAGAAUGAUGAGAUGGACGAGGAGAUAGAAAUAGGAGUGGUGGAAACUGUGGAGGGCCCUAUCCGACCGACCGACCUGGGCUACACUGAGGAAAAGGUUGAGGAUCUGGGCUAUGAGGAUGAUGAGAUGGACAAGGAGACAGGAGUAGACCUUGUGGAGGGCACUGUCACACUGACCUUCCUGGGCUACACUGAGGUAAAGUCAAAGAGCGAGGGUCUGGGCCAUGAGAAUGAUAGAGAGUUGGUGGAGGUGGAGAGGGUGAUCAUUUCUGACGCGGGUGAGGAGGAGAUUGUUCUUCAGUCUCCGGUUCUUGGGUCUGAGACUGAACCCUUCCUGGGCUACACUGAGCAAGAGGUUGAGGCUGUGGUGCAUGAGGAUGAUGAGGAGGACGUGAGUGGAUUAGUUGUCUUUGUGGAGGGCCCUGUCCCACCUGUCAUCCUGGGCUACACUCAGGAAGAGGUUGAGGAUCUGGGACAUGAGGAUGAUCACCCCAGACCAACCCCACGUUACAGAGCCGAGGAAACAGGAAAGAGGGCAUCCAAACACAAUACCAAGUGCUGCUCUAUCAUGUGAUUCUGCACAUGAUAGAGCAUCACCCCCCCAUUCCUCUAAGCUAUGCCACUCAUGAUGAAUGGUCUGUAUGCGUGGCCUAAAUCUACAACAUUGUCUAAAUUGCACAGGAUGUGCUCCAGAGAAGCGUGCCUUUGCUCCUCCUCUAAAAUGUCACUGGUAUACUCUGAGACUACAGUCCCACAUGGCUUGUGUCAUGGAGUGUUUACUGUUAUCCUCCUCUCUUCAAACAGCUCUGUGAACAGACUCCAGUGUGACUGUUACAAAGCCCUUCUGCCUCCUGCUGGACACAGUUCAGUAAUGCAACUAGGUUUUACUGCCAAAAUCCCAGCAGCACUCAUCUCCCGCUCCUCUGCCUUUGUGAUUGGUUGUAUCAGCCCAAAAAAAGUACUCAGCAUUAUGUCCUCUAGGAAUGAACCAAAGAUGAAGAAUAGAACAACCACUGAUUUGUUUCUUUUUGGAAAUAGAUUUUUAAAUAUUAAUCUCAGAAAUGCCUGAUGUGCCUAUUUCAAUUUCAAUGGCAAAUAACCCUUUUGUUCUCUACUUUUAGAGUGUCCUCAUCAGUAAUACAAAUGUAAUGGUUAUGAAUAUGAUACUAUAUUCCGUCAGUGACCAAAACAGUCUGUUAAAGAAGGGUUGGUUGUCAUUACAUUUAUUCAGUGCGAUUUGUAUGUGUAAGUGUGUUUGAUAGUUGAAUUUUGAUUUAGCCAUGUCUAUUAAAACCUCUCUGGGAUAUGUGGGACAGUAGUGUCCCACCUGGCCAACAUCCAGUGAAAAUGCAGAGCGCCAAAUUCAAAUAAAUUACUCUAAAAAUUAAACUUUCAUGAAAUCACACAUUCAAUAUACCAAAUUAAAGCUACACUUGUUGUGAAUCCAGCCAACGUGUCAGAUUUAAAAAAUGCUUUACGGCGAAAGCAAACAAUGCUAUUAUCUGAGGAUAGCACCCCAGCUAACAAUCACAGACCAUCAUAUUUCAACCCUCCCGGCGCGACACAAAACGCAGAAAUAAAGAUAUAAUUCAUGCCUUAUCUUUGACGAGCUUCUUCUGUUGGCACUCCAAUAUGUCCCAUAAACAUCACAAAUGGUCCUUUUGUUCGAUUAAUUCCGUCGAUAUAUGUCCAAAAUGUCAAUUUUUCUGGCGUGUUUGAUCCAGAAAAACACUGGUUCCAACUUGCACAACGUGACUACAAAAUAUCUCAAAAGUUACCUGUAAGCUUUGUCCAAACAGUUCAAACUACUUUUGUAAUACAACUUUAGGUAUUUUUAACGUAAAUAAUCGAUAAAAUUGAAGACGGGAUGAUCUGUGUUCAAUACCGGAGGAAAACAAUUUGUAGCAUGCUUUCUGGUCACGCGCCUCUAACUAACAGUACACUUCACUGGAGCCUCAUUCUGAACAGGGCUACUUCUUCAUUUCUCAAAGGAAAAACCUCAACCAAUUUCUAAAGACUGUUGACAUCCAGUGGAAGCGAUAGGAACUGCAGGAAGGUCCGUUCGAAAUCUGGAUUCCCAAUGAAAACCCAUUAAAAAGAGAGUGACCUCCAAAAAACAUCUGAAUGGUUUGUCCUCGGGGUUUUGCCUGCCAAAUAAGUUCUGUUAUAGUCACAGACAUGAUUCAAACAGUUUUAGAAACUUUCGAGUGUUUUCUAUCCAAUACUAAUAAUAAUAUGCAUAUAUUAGCAUCUGGGACUGAGUAGGAGGCAGUUUACUCUGGGCACACUUUUCAUCCAAGCGUGAAAAUGCUGCCCCCUAUCCUAGAGAAGUUUUAAUGAAGGUGGAUAAAAAAAAAAUGGAAUGUGUGUGUGAUUAUCAAAACACAAUAUAUUUCAUAUUCUUAA